GGUUAUAGCCGGCUUCCUGACUAUAAAGGGCGGAAACCGCCCACAUGGGUGGCACUUCUGUGUGCCUUGCUGAGCCCGUGUACAUGUGUCAAACUGCUCGAGAGCACCUCGAUUUGGCCUUCAGAGAUUGUCAACAGUCUCUUCUCAUUCAUAUCUUCCCACCAUAAACUUAUACACAAUAAAAUAUUUGGCCCAUACUUUGACACAAUGGCGGAAAAGAUCGACUUGAAGAGCAGUCCCGAAAAGGGGCAGGCAGAAGAAAAUUCAGUGGGCUCAACUCAACAACAUCCUACGAUAUCUAGUGCCAACCCCAAGGCAGAGUCAGGGACCAGCCUUCAUCGACUCAGCCAUGCAACCCCUACAAGCGAACAUCUUCCUCCCACAGCAAACACCCAUUCUCCCCAGCAAGUCGGAUUUGAUCCACAGCCUGCCGUCACACUGCCAUACCGCACGCUCAACUCGACCGCCAACAUUGAUGAGUACGUCACCGAGGCGCCGUCGGGUGAGAUUGACGGCCCGCCCGAGAAUGACGGGAGCGGACGCCGGUACAAGCUAGUCACAUUUCUGCCCGACGACCCAGAGAACCCCAAGAACUGGUCCAAGGCCUUCAAGUGGUACGUGACUAUGGUGGUGGCCCUUACCUGCUUCGUUGUCGCCCUGGCAUCAAGUGUCAUCACCGCCGAUAUUGCCGGCGUCGUGGAGGAGUUUGGCGUCAGUGAGGAGGUUGCGCUCCUCAGCAUCACUGUCUUUGUCAUUGGGUUUGGUAUUGGCCCCAUGAUAUUUGCUCCCUUGUCAGAAGUUUACGGCAGACGGAUCAUCUAUGGCUCAACUCUCCUCGUCGCCGUUAUCUUCAUCAUCCCUUGCGCUGUAGCCCAAAACAUUGAAACCCUUCUCGUCUGCCGAGCCAUCGACGGCAUCGCCUUCUCCGCGCCAAUGACCCUAGUUGGAGGAACGCUUGCCGACCUCUGGCGUAAUGAGGAGCGUGGAGUUCCCAUGGCCGCUUUCAGUGCAGCCCCCUUUAUAGGCCCAGCUAUUGGUCCCUUGGUUGGUGGUUACCUCUCUGACGCAACAGGAUGGCGCUGGCUAUACUGGAUCCAGCUUAUCGUCUCCUUUGUUGUCUGGGUCCUUAUCACCUUCACCGUGCCCGAGACUUACGCGCCGACUAUUCUUGCCCGCCGGGCACGUCAGAUCCGAAAGAAGACGGGGGAGCAGGACCACGUCACGGAACAGGACCUCGAUCUGCGUCCGGCGUCGGAGCGGCUUGCUAUAUUUCUCAUCCGGCCCUUCCAGCUGCUGUUUGGCGAGCUCAUUGUCUUCCUCAUUUCGAUCUACAUGAGCGUUUUAUAUGGGCUGCUGUACAUGUUCUUCGUUGCCUUCCCAAUCAUCUAUCAAGAAGGGAAAGGUUACUCGGCAGGAACUACUGGCCUCAUGUUUAUUCCCUGUGCUGUCGGCGUUAUACUAUCCGCCUUCUGCGCACCCUUCGUGAACAAGAACUACAUGAAUCAGGUGCGCAAGCACAACGGCAAGCCGCCUGCCGAGGUCCGGCUGAUCCCCAUGAUGUGCUCAUGCUGGUUCAUCCCCAUUGGGCUCUUCAUCUUCGCCUGGACGUCCUACAAGGAGCUGUCGUGGGCGGGCCCGGCAAUGGGCGGCUUCUCAGUCGGAUUCGGCUUCAUCUUCCUCUACAACUCGGCCAACAACUACCUCGUCGACUCCUACCAACACCAGGCCGCCUCGGCCCUCGCCGCCAAGACCUUUAUCCGCAGCUUCUGGGGCGCCGCCGUCGUGCUCUUCACCUCGCAAAUGUACGACCGCCUUGGCAACCAGUGGGCCUCGACCCUGCUGGCCUUCAUCAGCGUCGCGUGCUGCGCCAUUCCGUUCCUGUUCUGGCGCUACGGCGCCCGCAUCCGCAGGAGGAGCAAGUACGCCUACGCCGGUGACGACGACGACGACGCGCAGAAUGACGAGAAGUCUUCGGUCGACCUGGAGAAAGGCCACAACAAGGAUCCUGAGAGGGACAUGGAGGAUUUGAGGAGGGCGCAGAGCUACGUCAGCAAUCCUUAGAAGGCGUUUGUGUGUAGUACUGUCACUGGCUAGGGGUUGUCUCCUGGCGCAUUUUGUCACGACUACGAUCAAUCCUUAUCAACCUUCACGAUGUCUGGAAGCCAUCGCAUUCAGUGGGCACUCAGCCACAUUCAGAGGGCGCCGAAAGGCGAAUUCAUCUCCCUUGCAGUUGCAGACGGCAAGCAGCAGGCAAACGCCGCGCAAAGUCCGCCUAGUUUAGACCCAGUAUUUCCCGCCUAUUUUCGGAGGAUCUUGAGCAAAGGCAUUGUUCUGGCAUUCAGAUAAUGUGGGCCUCAUCAUUUCGAGGAAGUUAUCGCAUGUAAUAGAUAAAAGAAAACUUGUAUCAACAAAGGAAGCCGUCCUGAAAAAGGCGUGUUGAUUUGUUUGAGGCUCGUGUCAAGACAAAAUACAGAC
This is a messenger RNA of Pyricularia oryzae 70-15, 2475 nucleotides long. RefSeq lists its product as uncharacterized. Gene Ontology annotation, biological process: transmembrane transport. NCBI's taxonomy places the organism in Eukaryota, Fungi, Ascomycota, Sordariomycetes, Magnaporthales, Pyriculariaceae. The transcript is spliced from 6 exons. The record is from RefSeq and is a predicted model, not a curated record. Gene Ontology annotation, molecular function: transmembrane transporter activity. The coding region runs from base 208 to 2061 and encodes 617 amino acids.